Messenger RNA from Daucus carota subsp. sativus, 1451 nucleotides. RefSeq lists its product as uncharacterized. Gene Ontology annotation, molecular function: transcription coactivator activity; zinc ion binding. NCBI's taxonomy places the organism in Eukaryota, Viridiplantae, Streptophyta, Magnoliopsida, Apiales, Apiaceae. The transcript is spliced from 4 exons. The coding region runs from base 55 to 1197 and encodes 380 amino acids. Gene Ontology annotation, cellular component: nucleus. The record is from RefSeq and is a predicted model, not a curated record. Gene Ontology annotation, biological process: positive regulation of DNA-templated transcription.
UACAUAAAGUUUGAAUUAUUCAUACGAAAAGAAAACAAUCGAGUAAAAACAAGGAUGGGAUCGUCAGGAGAAUGGCUAGAGAAAGCACUGCUGGAGCUUUGCAACAAGAAGACCGGGUCAGGUCUUGGUCUAGAACUCGAUUCGGAUCUUAUUUCGGGUCUCGUCUCCUACUGUGAAUGCGCUUCUCCUCUCGACGCCAAAGAAUAUCUUGACAAUAUAAUCGGCGAGGAGGCUGGCAAAGGCGUGACUGAGGAAUACUUAAAGCAGAGAGGGCACUCUGAUAUAGACAACACUACUUUAGAUGGUUCAGGUUUGAAGUUACAUGCAUAUGUCAAACCACCCUCGAAUGAAAGUUCGAGCAGUGGUGUUAAAAAAGCACCUAAAAUACAGAGAGAGGCUGCCAUCUCCUCUAAGAAGGAUUAUGCGGUCCAAUCAGAAAGAGUUGAACCAAAAGCCGCUGAAAAAGGAAAUUCUAAGAAGAAAAAAUCUGGAAAAGUUAUCUCUCUUGCUGAGGCUGCCAAGGGGACUAUAGUUUAUCAGCAGGGUAAACCAUGUUCAUGUCAAGCUCGAAGGCACAGACUUAUUAGUAAUUGUUUAUCUUGUGGAAAGAUUGUUUGUGAGCAGGAAGGAGAGGGCCCCUGCAACUUUUGUGGCGCCCUUGUCUUGAGGGAAGGAAGCUCUUAUGCUGGCUUGGAAGUAAGUGAAAUUCCUCUCUCUGACACUGAGGUGGCAGCUCAAGCAUAUGCUAAGAGAUUGGUUGACUAUGACCGAAACUCCGCAGCACGCACAACAGUUAUAGAUGACCAAAGUGACUACUACAACAUUGAGGGGAAUAGCUGGAUUUCACCAGAGGAAAAAGAACUCCUAAGGAAGAAACAGGAGGAGAUCGAGGAGGAUGAGCGAGCCAAGCGUAGCAAAGUUGUCAUGACUUUCGACCUAGUUGGCCGCAAGGUACUUAUGAAUGAAGAUGAAAUAUCUGAAGAAUUUCAGAACAGUUUACUACUGCGACCAGCUGACGAAAGAGAAGCAAACCGAAUCAAACCGAACCCGAGCCUCACAGUGCAACCAGUAUUUGUGGACCCAGGCCCCAGCAAGAAAUCUACAAAGGGGUCGUUGAGAACAGGCAUAGCUAAUGGUUUGUGCUUGGAGAUCAGUGGGAGGAUUCAGCAUGAUUCUAAGGAGUUGAGCAUUUUGUGAGAGUAGAAAAGGAGAUAAUAGAAAAUGCGGAAAGUUGUAAGAAAUGGGGGAAAAAAGCUUUCCUCACUAGGGCUUCGGUUGAAGAGGCGUCAAAUAUAUUGAUAUUCUUAAGUACUCGUGAUGCUUGAUUUUAUAUGAGAAAUUGCUAUAUUGUCCAGAAAUCUUUACUGCCUUGAUGUAUAUCGAAUACUGGACGCUGUACAACAAAUUUUCAAGAUAGCUUCGUACUUGAUGACUUUGUGCAGUUGCAGAAA